Eremomyces bilateralis CBS 781.70 is the source of this 1506-nucleotide messenger RNA. RefSeq names its product FAD-binding domain-containing protein. The coding region runs from base 1 to 1506 and encodes 501 amino acids. The transcript is spliced from 2 exons. The record is from RefSeq and is a predicted model, not a curated record. Lineage: Eukaryota; Fungi; Ascomycota; Dothideomycetes; Eremomycetales; Eremomycetaceae. Gene Ontology annotation, molecular function: FAD binding.
AUGAGAUUGGCCUUUUGGUCCGCGCUGAUUGUUUGGGGGAUCCGGCCGAUAUAUGGUCUGCCCGGUCAGCAUGUGUUGAAGCAGAGUGAAGAGGAGGAUGUUAGGAAAGCCUGCCACUCCCUCGCCCUUGGAAUUGGCCGCGACUCCGUCUUCUUCCAAAAUGACCAGCAGUACAAGUACCAACAAAGAGAUUAUUGGUACCAGCAACAACGGAACCUGCACCCGAAAUGUCGCGUCCUUCCGAGGACAACCGAAGAAGUUCGGAAAGCGAUAUCUGCGGUUACAGAGUAUUCUGCUCCGUUCGCCGUCAGCAGUGGAAAGCUAGGUAAUGCUCAGAGCGUGUCCAAUGUGGACAGAGGGAUCACAAUCGAUCUUGGCCGGUUGGAGAGUAUCGAGCUCGCCGACGAUGGCAAGUCGGUGACGCUUGGCCCUGGAGCAAGGUGGAUAGAUGUUUAUCGUCACCUGGAGCACUUCCGACUCGGCGUUAAUGGCGCUCGGGAUGGUUUCGUGGGAGUUGGAGGAUAUGUUCUCGGAGGCGGUCUCUCGUGGUAUGCAAGCUAUUCUGGAUGGACCUGUGACACCGUCAUUGAGUUCGAGGUGGUUCUCGCGAACGGGCUCAUCGUCACCGCCGACGCCUCUCACUAUAGCGAUCUCUUCUGGGCUUUAAAAGGAGGUGGAAACAACUUCGGUAUUGUCACCAAAAUCACGCUUCCCACCUUCGGACUGUGCAGCGUAUUCGGUGGUUACAUGCUCUUCGACCAGGAGCUUAUGGAAGUCGACGACCUGCUUUACAAUUUCCGCAGGUUCAAUAACGAGACGCUUCCGAAUACUCGUGUGGGCGGGUUCCUUCAAUUCGCCACAAUAUUCGGAGGCGGUACGUCGGAAGAAGGCGUGGCAUUCGCCUAUGUGGACGCCGAAGAUGGGACGGCCGACGUGGCGAACCGGUAUUUCCAUGAGCCGGUCCUUCAGAAUCGCACCCACAUCACUUCGCUCUCCGAGAUGUCCCGUUUCAUAAGCGAGAUCGUGUACCGUCCUCUCCACAAAGUCCGGUUCACAUUGACACUCCUCAACGACGAAGUCCUCUUGACGAUUUACAAUAUCUUCUCCCGCUGGAGCAGACGCCUCAAGAAGGAAGAAACCCUACAAAUCCUUGCCAUGGGGUUACACCCACUCACGGAAUCUCAUCUCUCGCAUGGUAACAAUCCUCUCGGACUCCGGGCCCAGGACAGCCCACUCGUCAUGAUCGAUGUCGAGCUCCACUGGCUCCAGUCGGGAUUGGACCGAUAUUACGAGAAUCUCGGGUGGCUGAUAUAUCUCGAGAUGCGAUACGCUGCGAAGACACGAGGAUCAUUUCAUCCAUUUGUGAAUAUGAACUAUGCAGCGAAGUGGCAGGACCCAGUCAAGAGCUAUGGAGAGGAAAAUAUCCAGCGCAUGAUGUCGAUCAGAGAAGCGUACGAUCCGACCAGGGUGUUUACGAGGUUCCUGAAGGGUGGGUUCAAAGUGUAA